AUGGGAGAAAGUGCUCGAGGAAGAGGGUAUAGACGAGGUAUUCGUGCCAGACGUUUUGUACCUUACCAUAGUAGAGUGCGUGGACCACGAGGAACUCGCAUCGCUUCAUACCACAGUCACUCAGAACCAGAUCAGUCAGGCUCAGAUGACUCAACGCAGCCUCCUAGUCAACCAUGGGAAACUCCAUAUUUGACUACCCCCAUGAUGCCCACAGCAAACCAAGAACAGCCCAUACGGAGACGUGGGCCAGCUAAGUGUAUUGAGUUUGAGAAAUUGAGGAAGUAUGGCCCCGUGAUUUUGAAGAUUAAUGACGGUGAAACAGCACCGUGUUGUUCGAACGCAGCGAUGUUCACGGCACGAGUAACGCAAAUCAUAAAACAGCAUUGCGACAUGAGCUAUGCGAGAUGGACUAAUGUGCCGCAGGCACAAAAGGACGAGUUGAUCGACCGUGUGAGAGGUGACUUCGCGUUAGAUUGGGAUCGAGAGAAUCAUAGACUGACCGUUAGGAAGCAGUUGCGUAAGCGGUUCAAUGCAUUCCACCAUGAAUUACACAAAAAGUAUGAAUCGUACGGUAGUCACGAGGAAGCAUUGGCUGCUGGCAGUACCAUGGUUGACUUGCAAGUCUGGAUUAAGCUGUGUGAGAGGUGGGGAACUGAGGAAUUCAAGAGAAUUGCAAGACAAAAUCGGGAGAAUAGGAAAGCCCUAACCAUUAACCACACGGCAGGCCGCAAAUCGUUUGUUAGGCUAAUGGAGGAGAAGCUGGCUACUACUACGAAUUUGGUGGAGUUCUAUAAGGAGUCUCACUGGUCAAAGAAGAAUGGGAAAUUUGUCACAUCAGCAACUGAAAACACUUAUAAUGAGAUGGUCAGCAAGAUGGAUGGUCUAGAGCCCGAUCAACGCAACGAUGAAGCAGCAUCAAUUGUAUUUAGAGAGGUGCUUGGGCAUAGACCAGGAUACGCAAGGGGGUUAGGAGAGAUGGUCAUCCCGGAGUCAACAAGACAACGGAACACCCAAAAAGAAAAAGAGUAUCUUGCUUUAAUUGAAAAACAUAAGACAGAUGCUGAGAAUUACAAGAAAGAUGCCGACCAUUACAAGACAAAGCUUGAUCAAGUGAUGUGUGAAAUGCAAGCUCUUCGUGAGAGGCAAAAUGCUACUGAUCAGAUGUUGCAAAGCUUUUUUCAGAACUUUCAUGGCAACACCGAGUCUCUCCAGUCUCGUGGAGAGACUUAGUGAGGGCCAAGAAAUCAACUUCAAGGAUUUUUUGAGUAUUUUGGGGAAAUUUUUUGUAGUGGGAGAU
Molecule: messenger RNA, 1297 nt
Organism: Carya illinoinensis
Lineage: Eukaryota; Viridiplantae; Streptophyta; Magnoliopsida; Fagales; Juglandaceae
Exons: 6
Coding region: 1-1230 (409 amino acids)
Source: RefSeq, a predicted model, not a curated record